Trifolium pratense (red clover) is the source of this 4517-nucleotide messenger RNA. Its product is annotated as nuclear pore complex protein NUP1-like. The coding region runs from base 235 to 4101 and encodes 1288 amino acids. Lineage: Eukaryota; Viridiplantae; Streptophyta; Magnoliopsida; Fabales; Fabaceae. The transcript has 9 exons. Gene Ontology annotation, cellular component: nuclear envelope. The record is from RefSeq and is a predicted model, not a curated record. Gene Ontology annotation, biological process: nuclear membrane organization; poly(A)+ mRNA export from nucleus.
AUUCCCAUUCUUUUUCCUUUUUCAUAUUUUAUUUUUCCCCUUCCCAUUCUUUUUCCUUUUUCUUUUUUGAAAUACUUUUUCAAUUUUAUACCCAAAAAAUAUUUUAUUAUUUUUAUAAUACUCUGUAUUCUGAAUUAUUCGUUUUCUUCUUCUCUCUCUCUUCUCUCUCGAUUAAAACCCUAAUUUGCCCUGCGUUCGCUUUCCUCGAAGCUCCGAACAAAAUCUCUCCCUACGAUGGCGACGGAAGGUAAUCAGAAUCCGUACGAAGGUGGAACCGGAGGCAAGUUCCGGAAACGUCCUCUUCGCAAGACACAAACGACGCCGUACGAUCGUCCCCCAAUAGCUCUCAGAAACCCUAACAGAAACAACAACGGUUGGCUUUCGAAACUCGUUGAUCCCGCUCACAGACUCAUCACUCAUGGCGCUCACUCUUUCUUCUCAUCUCUUCUCCGCAAGCGUCUUCCCCCUCCCCCUCCCGUUCCCCCUACCAAUUCUUCAGAAAUGGAACAAGAAAUGAGGCAGGACAAUCAUCAAGAAGAAGCUGUUGCAGAAGAAUCUUCUGGCUUUCAACAAGGAGCAGGUGGUGAAAGUAAUGUUCAAAUUAAUUGUUCUGACUCGGAUCAAGGUGGAUUGACUGAACUUGAGAAACUGUUAAAGCAGAAGACUUUCUCCAGGUCUGAGAUUGAUCAUUUGACAGCACUUAUGCGAUCAAGGACUGUAGAUGCAUCUGUUAGGGAAGAAGAGAAGACGCCAGAAAUGGUUCCUUCAGAAUCAACAUUACCUUCUGGACAAAAGGAAGAAUAUCCCAAAACACCUAUUGCAGAAAAUCGGAUUGAAAACCAUCUUGUGUUAACUCAACAUGUUACUUCAAGUGUUCCUAUUGAGGACGUUGCUUCACCUGCAGAACUUGCAAAAGCUUACAUGGGGAGCAGGCUUUCCAAUGUAUCCUCGUCAAUGUUGGGCGUGCGAUAUCCUUCUCGUGGGGAAGACCCAACUCUUCUAAAAAUUGAAAAUACUCCAUAUAAAUCCCCUAUAACGUCGAUUGUGCCAAGGGCUACUAGACAAACUGCAGUUCAUGAAAAUGGUUUUGUGACCCCAAGACCUCGUGGCAGAUCUGCAAUAUACAAUAUGGCUCGUACACCGUAUUCCAGAGUAUAUCCAACCUCUACCCUCAAGGGAGGCGGGCAUGCUGUUCAAGUAGAGCCUUCAUCUUCAACUCAGUCUGCAAUGGAUCUUGACAUGCUUUCGGGAUCUACACGAGGGGGGAUAAAGCGUAGAAAUUUAGCAGUGGAUAAUAAUAUUGGAUCUGUUGGUCCUAUACGCCGAGUCCGUCAUAAGUCUAAUCUUCUAUAUUCUAAAGGCUCCAGCUCACCUCUUUCUGGCAGUGCUUUAUCUGUCUAUAGGAACGGAUCGGGUAUUGAUACUGCUCAGCAACCCUCAUCUUCCUUGCGUAAGUCUGUUCUGCUAGAUGAAGUUAAGUACAAGUCUGAAGAAAAUGUGAACGGAACUAAAGCUAGCACGAGCGUUCCUCCUUUUUCCUCAAAAUCCAGUGAGAUGGCUACAAAAAUAUUGCAGCAACUUGAUAAGUUAGUUUCUCCCAAAGAAAAAUCUUCUGAAUCAAGGCUACCAGUUGUGAGUGAUAGUUCAUCAAUGAAGUUGUCACCUUCAAUGCUACGCGGGCAGGCUCUUCGAAGCAUGGAAAUGGUAGAUGCGUCAAAAUCGCCUGACAGUUUACAAGGUAAUAAAUUGGGUGGUACAUUUAGAAAUUUGUCUCCUGGUGCCCAGAAUCCGAAGUCAAUUUCACUCAGAGAUGAGGAUGAAAAUGGUCCAUUGAAGCUUGUUGCUUCUUCCAAUGAAGUUGUUCCUACAGAUACCACAAAGUCAAGGAGUCAAAUCUUUUCUAGUGAAAAUUCUCUUAUGAAUAACUCAGUUUCUCACCCGCCAAAGAAGAGGUCAUUCCAUAUGAGUGCACAUGAGAAUUCUCUCGACUUGGAUGAUAACGCUUGUAAAGCCGUCUCUUUUUCUCCUGCGGAGAAAGAGACAAGAAGCUCCACUGCUAUGGCAAGUAAAAUGUCUUCUGGUUCUGAAGCCAUUGCACUUGUGAGUCCCUCAACAUCAUCUGUUAAGACAACUGAAGGGCCUAAGGUUGAUGAGAAGUUUGAGGCAUCGCCUAUCUCAGAUCCAAACUAUAAUAAUCCAGCUACAGUUGCAGUUGCAUCUACUACAACUACUUUAGAUUCUGACAAGCCUGCAUUAUCAAAUGGGUCAACUGCUAAUCCUUCUUUGUUUAAUUUUGCGAAUAAGGUUAUUUCGUCACAGGAGUUAACAACUUCUGUUGCUUCAUCAAAGGAGAUAACCAUCUCAGCUCCAGUAUUUGGUUUGGAGAAGGUUGUUCCGCCAAAGAAUGCUGGUGCUGCUGCUCCAUCAGUGAACUUAGACGCCAAUCAAAAUGUUUUCAAGGAUUCACCAAGCCCAUUUACCGCUUCAUCAGUUGGUGGUGAAUCUACCCUGAAAUUUGGUGCUUCUUUUGACUCUAAUCCGGGAGGCUCAAUCAGCUUCAAUACCGAUGCUGGUUCAACUGGUUCUAUGCAAAAAGUUUGUGAAACCGAUAGUGGCGAUGCAAAGACUAAUACAAAUACUGGAUUUUCUGCCAGGGCAUCAGAACUAGCUGUUUCAUCUGGAGUAUCAACAUCAUUGUUGACACCACCAAAUAGUAUAUUCAAAUUUGGCCAUAGUUCAAAUCAAAAUAAUGGGUCCCUUGCUUCAGCCCCUUCAUUCUCUUCCUUCACAUCUCUCAUAUCAAAUAACAUUAGUGACAGUUCAAAUCAAAAUAAUGGGUCCCUUGCCUCAGGCCCUUCAUUCUCUGCUUCCUUUUCAUCUCUCGUAUCAAAUAACUUUAGCAAUAGUAGCUCGUCCCUUACAGCAAGCGGUGACAUUAGUGCCGCUGCUACUACUGGAAUCAGCAUGACAACUCCUGCGCUUAUUGCAUCAAGUAAUAACUACUCUUCCUCCACACCAGUGAUGGCAACUUCAUCUUCAACAACUCCCCUUUUCAAAUUUGGUUCCUCUCCUGUCACAUCAGCAGGGUUGUCUGUAUCAUUUUCUGGCUCAAAACCACUGGAAACUAAGAGCAGUCAAGAUGCAGGAAUUGGUAAUUUUAGCAGCACUGCAUUUGGUAAUUCAUCUGCUGCACUUGUUGGAAGCACUGGGACUGCCAUUUUUGGGUUCAGCUCUCCAGCAAUGACAACUGGAACUAGCCAGUCACAGAGUUCUUUUGGUGCUGGUAGUGGUUCUUUGUUUGGUGCCCAGGCUUCUCCUUCUACAGGCGGAUUUGCAACUUCUACUCAGACCCAGUUGGUUCAAUCAUCUGCACCAUCCCCAUUCUUUGGGUUGACUGGCAAGUCCGAUUUUUCUUCAGGCAGUUCUUUCUUUUCUCCUUCUAGUUCUGCCACAAAUACAUCUUUUUCUUCUGGGAGUUCGUUGUUUCCUUCCAGUUCUGCAACAAAUAUUUUCAAUUCCUCUUCGGCAGUCAACUCUAUUAGUUCUAAUAGUGGUACAAGUUCUAGUUUAUUCGGGGCUUCUAGUUGGCAGACCAGCAAUUCUCCGUUUGGUUCCACAAUUAGUUCAUCACCUUCACCCUUUGGAAUAUCCAGUGGUUCUGGUGCAUCAACCACCAGUGCAUCAGUUCCUCAGUUCCCAUUCACUUCAGCUGCAGCUUCCACCUCCACACAGCCGGCUUUUGGAAACCCUAACCCUGUCUUUGCUUUUGGUUCAGCUCCAGUUAAUAAUGAUCAGACGAGUAUGGUGGACAGUAUGGCUGAGGACAGUGUUCAAGUGACUCCGCCUUUGAGUCCUAUGUUUGGUCAACAACCUGCCCCAGUUCAAUCAAAUUUUGUAUUUGGAGCAUCCACUCCUUCAGGAACCAGUCCUUUCCAGUUUGCUAGUCAACAAAACGUUGCUCCACAAAACCCUUCUCAAUUUCAGGCUUCCGGCAGUCUUGAAUUUAAUGCAGGAGGAGGGAGUUUCUCAUUGGGUUCAGGUGGUGGUGACAAGUCUGGUCGAAAAAUUAUUAGAGUUAAACAUAAAAACCGUAAGAAGUAAAAGACCGGUCUUUAUGAAAAUGGUUGCUUUCUAUCACCUGCUUCAGGCCGCACUUCUGUACCGCAACAAAUAAAUAAGUCCUGAAAAGAGAAUGCUGGAUAGUGCUGUUCAUUCAGUGAUGUGGACAAGCGAUGCUAUUGCUAAUCAGCAUAUGUAAUUUGUUGGUCAUCUUUCACCGUUGAUAAGCGAGGCAUAAAUUUUCCCAAUUUUGUUAUUGUAUGAUAUGAUAGAACAUAUGCGCUGUACUUUUAGUGAAUCUAGGUCAUACAGUUCACGAUUUAUGAUAAUACUCAAGAUCGUUGUAUUCUCCUCACUUGUAAGUUGUAACUUUACCAGAAUUAGGGAUGAAUUUAUAACUUAGCUGGUUGGAAGUUUUACAGUUCCAGUGAGCAAUGUUGAAUAUUUUCUGCAUUCCA